AUGGAAAUGGAAACGAAACCUCUGACUGGUACCCAUCCAGACGAAAGCCAAGUGACCGCAGAGGAGUUUGGAGACCGACAGUCUGUCUUGGACAGCCCAAUCUCUUCACGGGAAGAGCUGGAAAUUACUCUAUUUGCUGAAGACAAUUCUCAGGAAAUGGGUAAUGGAGUUUCUGAAAAGUUAGGUAAUAGUUUGGGAGGAUAUGACGAGGUCGAGACAGUGACUAGCGUCAGGAAGGAUGAUCAAGAUAAAGAGACGGUGACAUCAAGCACAAAAACGGAUUGUUACAUAGAAAGGGAGAACCUGAGUUAUGAGCCCGGGAACCCCGAUUGCUUGGUUCACGAGCUUGAGAAUCCAAAUGUAACUACUGGUUGUGGAAGUUCUAGGUUAAUCAAUGAAGGAGAGCCUGGAGUGGAUGAUGACUUGAAGAGCGUUCUCGCUUUUCAACCGACUACUUGUUCAGUUGAUUUCCAAACUCCUAUCCUAGACGUGAAAUUUAAUCCAGAGAAAAAAAGUCUCAGAGAACAAGUGUUUCUUCGAGGCACUUCUCACCGCAGAAUCUAA
Molecule: messenger RNA, 564 nt
Organism: Arabis nemorensis
Lineage: Eukaryota; Viridiplantae; Streptophyta; Magnoliopsida; Brassicales; Brassicaceae
Source: the annotation of a GenBank genome assembly